GCACGCGGCGAGGUUGACUCACCGGAAGUGGAAGUAGGAAGCGAGCGAAACAUUUCCCACCGGCUCCGUCUCUUUGUCCGUCCACCUUCCCCCGCUAAGCAACAUCCGCAGCGACGCCAUGGCCAAUGUUGCCGACACCAAGCUCUACGACAUCCUCGGCGUGUCUCCGUCCUCCUCUGAGAACGAACUGAAGAAGGCGUACAGGAAGCUGGCCAAAGAGUACCACCCUGACAAGAACCCAAAUGCUGGUGACAAGUUCAAAGAAAUCAGCUUCGCCUACGAGGUGCUGACCAACCCCGAGAAGAAGGAGCUGUACGACCGCUAUGGCGAGCAGGGCCUGCGGGAAGGCGGCGGGGGCGGCCCCGGCAUGGACGACAUCUUCUCGCACAUCUUCGGCGGCGGACUCUUCGGCUUCAUGGGAGGCCAGGGCAGCCGCUCGCGCAACGGCGGGCGCAGGAGAGGGGAGGACAUGGUGCAUCCGCUCAAAGUGUCACUGGAGGACGUUUACAACGGGAAGACGACCAAACUGCAACUCAGCAAGAAUGUACUCUGUAGCACUUGUAACGGGCAAGGCGGCAAGACGGGCGCCGUACAAAAAUGUAGUGCGUGUCGAGGGCGCGGCAUGCGCAUCAUGAUCAGGCAGCUGGCGCCAGGCAUGGUCCAACAGAUGCAGUCCGUGUGCACCGACUGUAACGGCGAAGGCGAGGUGAUCAGCGAGAAGGACCGCUGUAAGAAGUGCGAGGGCAAGAAGGUGGUGAAGGAGGUGAAGAUCCUGGAGGUGCACGUGGACAAAGGCAUGAAACACGGCCAGAAGAUCACCUUCGGCGGCGAGGCGGACCAGGCGCCCGGAGUGGAGCCGGGCGACAUCGUCCUCGUCCUGCAGGAGAAGGAGCACGAGACGUUCAGGCGAGAAGGCAACGACCUGUUCAUGAACCACAAGAUCGGCCUGGUGGAGGCGCUGUGCGGCUUCCAGUUCAUGCUGAAGCAUCUAGACGGCAGACAGAUCGUGGUCAAGUACCCCGCCGGGAAGGUCAUCGAGCCAGACUCUGUGAGGGUGGUGCGAGGGGAGGGCAUGCCUCAGUACCGGAACCCCUUUGAGAAGGGAGACUUGUACGUCAAGUUUGACGUGCAGUUCCCCAGCAACAACUGGAUCAGUCCAGAGAAACUGACGGAGCUGGAGGACAUGCUGCCAUCACGGUCGGAGGCGCCCAUCAUCACGGGCGACACGGAGGAGGUGGACCUGCAGGACUACGACGUCAGCCAGGGCUCCUCGUCGGGCGGCCGCAGGGAGGCCUACAACGACAGCUCCGACGAGGAGGGCGGCCCCCACGGCCCCGGGGUCCAGUGCGCCCACCAGUAGUCUCCCACCCGGGCGAAGGAGGGCGUGGCACGGAGCCACGCCGUGAGGGCUUGCAUCACAUCUAGAGACUUGAUCAGGUAUUUAAAGAGGCGGCUGCACUGAUCCAGUGUCCCCCCUCCCCCUUACAGUAUGUCCUCUGGGGGGGGGGGGCACUGGAUCCUCCGCACAGAAGAAUGUCUCCUUUCUUCAUUUUUGUUUUUCCAUAGAAUAUACAAUAAUUUAAACCUUUUCAUCCACCCGGCGCCAGUCAUGAGUCAUUUUUUUAUAACUUGAUUAUUUGUCUAGGUUUUUACUUUAAACUCCCCCCCACCACCCCCACACCCGCUUUACGUUUUUAGACCGCUGACACCACACCUUCAUCGUGUGCUUCUUUCUCCUCGCCUUGCUUUGGCGCCUGUAUUCCAAGUGGUGUGGUUUUUAAAAACAAACGCCUACAUUUAAAAAAAAAAUAAAAAAAAGGAAAAAAUACAAACUGGCCUGCAUCUGUGCUGAGACCGUGUGUGCAUGUCAAAUAAAUAAAGAGCUUUUGGUUCCUGCACUUGUACAGCAGACUCGUGAAGACGCGCCUCAAAAGUGUUGAAAUUGUUGAAUAAAUGUUUGAAGCAGUCAGCUAGUCUCCUCAUUCCACACUCGGAAAUGUGCAAAGACAAGAUAUUUACUGCUCGAACUGCUCAACUUUUGUUAUUUUGUUUGCAAAUAUUAGCUCAUUUGGAAUUUGAUGCCUGCAACAUUUUUCAAAAAAGCUGGCACAAGUGGAAAAAAAGACUGAGAAAGUUGAAGAAUGCUCAUCAAACCCUUACCGUAUUUUCCGCACCAUAAGGCGCCCUGGGUUAUAAGCCGCGCCUUCAAUGAACAAUUAACCCUCUAACACCUAAAGUAUCAUAAGUGAUACAUACGUUUUAGUCUUCUACAUCAUCAGUGUGAUUAGUUUUGUCCUUAAAAGCCUGACCUGUCGGAUCACACACAUGCAAUACACGUGUCGAAAGUGUAAUUAACCCUUUAACACCUAAAGUAUCAUAAGUGAUACAUAUGUUUUAGUCUUCUACAUCAUCAGUGUGAUUAGUUUUGUCCUAAAAAGCCUGACAUAUCAGAUCACACGCAUGCAAUACACGUGUCGAAAGUGUAAUUAACCCUUUAACACCUAAAGUAUCAUAAGUGAUACAUACGUUUUAGUCUUCUACAUCAUCAGUGUGAUUAGUUUUGUCCUAAAAAGCCUGACCUGUCAGAUCACACGCAUGCAAUACACGUGUUGAAAGUGUAAUUAACCCUUUAACACCUAAAGUAUCAUAAGUGAUACAUACGUUUUAGUCUUCUAAAUCAUCAGUGUGAUUAGUUUUGACUUGAUCAGGUAUUUAAAGAGGCGGCUGCACUGAUCCAGUGUCCCCCCCCCCCCUCUACAGUAUGUCCUCUGGGGGGGGGGGCACUGGAUCCUCCGCACAGAAGAAUGUGUGACCGUGUGUGCAUGUCAAAUAAAUAAAGAGCUUUUGGUUCCUGCACUUGUACAGCAGACUCGUGAAGACGCGCCUCAAAAGUGUUGAAAUUGUUGAAUAAAUGUUUGAAGCAGUCA
Nerophis lumbriciformis (worm pipefish) is the source of this 2927-nucleotide messenger RNA. RefSeq names its product DnaJ heat shock protein family (Hsp40) member A2a (gene dnaja2a). Gene Ontology annotation, biological process: protein folding; response to heat. Gene Ontology annotation, molecular function: Hsp70 protein binding; ATP binding. NCBI's taxonomy places the organism in Eukaryota, Metazoa, Chordata, Actinopteri, Syngnathiformes, Syngnathidae. The record is from RefSeq and is a predicted model, not a curated record.